CACCUUCGUCCUCAACCAGAAAACAGAGAGAGAGAGAGACCUCCACCCAAGAGCUGAAGCCAUUUUUGGUCCCAUCCAUCUCGGUGAGGUCGAGUGAUCCCUUCGAAGGUGCUCCACAGGUUCGUUCUCUUUAAAACUCUUUUAAUCUCCUCUUCCACUUCUUUUUUCUGAAUCCUUUUCCUUUAAUCUUUGUCUUCUGUGAAGGAUUUAAAAGAGAGAAAGAGAAAAAAAAAAAAAAAAAGUUGAUUUUGAAGUCCUAUUAGUAAGGCUUUUCAAAGUCCUUUUUUUUAAAAAAAAAUUUGAACUUCUUUUAGGGAGCCAAAGGUUAACAGAAGAGAGAUCCAGAGCCUUUUAUUUCUGGGUUUUCUUUUUGUUUAGACUUUUUUUUGUUUUUUUUCACUUUUGCUUUUUUCUAAAACCUGUAAGCCAAAGAGGGUUGUUUUUUCAUACCCUAUAGGCUAUUUUCUUUCCUCUUCUUUUUAUAGAUCUAAAGAGGCUUUCUUUUUAAGUAAACCUCUUCUUCUUCUUCUUAAAUCCUUCGUUAAGAACCCCUUCGCCUGUUCUUUGUUUUGCUUGAGAACCAGGUGGGUUAUAUUUUUAUUUUUAUUUUUAUUCUCCCUUAAGAAAAGAAAAACCAAAAAAAGAAGAAGAAAGAUUUAGAAAAGAAAAUCUUUUUUUAACUUUUGCUUAGAUUACAUGGCUGCUGCUAUAGAUAUGUAUAAUCCUCAAUCAGUGUUCUCGUCAGACCCCUUUAAUGGGGAGCUCAUGAAAGCACUCGAACCUUUUUUAAGAAGAGCCGCUUCUCCCUCCUCUCCCUCGCCCUCUCCCUCUCCCCUCUCUUCUCUUUCUUCUCUCUCUUCCGACUCCACUCCUCAAACCACCACCUCCUCCUCCUUUCCCUCGCCUUCUCCCUACUCUUCCUACUACUCCCCUCUCGCUCUCUCCUCUCCUCAUCAGAGCCAGUCGAGUACGUUCUACCACACGGAGGGCACGGUGGGCCUACAGCCGGCCCUGGAGCGGGUGCGGCCGGUGGGGCUGGCCCAGCUGAGCGCGGCCCAGAUCGAGUGCAUCCAGGCCCAGCUCCACUACCAGCAGCUGCAGCAGGGGCUGGGCCCACGGGCCCAGCCCAUGAAGCAGCAGUCGGCUCCGAGGCCGGCGAAGCUGUACCGCGGGGUGCGGCAGCGGCACUGGGGGAAGUGGGUGGCCGAGAUCCGCCUCCCGCGCAACCGCACGCGGCUCUGGCUCGGCACCUUCGACACCGCCGAGGACGCCGCCCUCGCCUACGACCGCGCCGCCUUCCGCCUCCGCGGCGACUCCGCCCGCCUCAACUUCCCCGACCUCCGCCACCGCCACCUCCCCCUCCCCCUCCCCUCCGCCGCCGUCGACGCCAAGCUCCACGCCAUUUGCCAGACCCUCGCCCCCAACCCCGAGCCCGAGCCCGAGCCCGAGCUCGAGUCCUCGUCCGAGGCCUCCUUGGCCUCGUCGCCCGUCUCGGAGAUCCAAAACCUCGACUUCACCGAAGCGCCGUGGGACGAGUCCGAGAGCCUCGCGCUCGCCAAGUACCCGUCGUGGGACAUCGAUUGGGACUCAAUCCUCUCGUGAAAAAUAACACUUUCUUGUUGAUGUUGUUGGCGCAUGCAGGUCCGUCGUCUCAAGUUGCUGCAGCAGCAGAUGGGGUUUUAGACAUCUGUCGCUGCUUCUGGCAAGCUAGAAAAUGUUAUGUUACUGUUAUCUCUCUUCAUUGGACUGUACCUCCUCCCGGCGUUGCUAGUUAAUUUUUUUGCUGGCACCGCCGGUUAAAUAUUAACCCUCCUUCCUUGUAGCUUUGAAUAAAUCUUGUCCUGUGAUGAAUAGAGUAGAAUUUGUGUUCUUGUUGUGGUUUAUGAAUGCAUGGUGUGUAAUUGUGUUAUGUAUGAGCUUCAAGAAAUGUUUUCUAUUUUUUUU
Molecule: messenger RNA, 1944 nt
Organism: Ananas comosus (pineapple)
Lineage: Eukaryota; Viridiplantae; Streptophyta; Magnoliopsida; Poales; Bromeliaceae
Product: ethylene-responsive transcription factor RAP2-13-like
Exons: 1
Coding region: 697-1602 (301 amino acids)
Biological process (GO): regulation of DNA-templated transcription
Molecular function (GO): DNA-binding transcription factor activity; DNA binding
Source: RefSeq, a predicted model, not a curated record